AUGGCGACCAACCCAUCUCACUCCGCCAACGCUUCUCACGCCGUUGACCCUCAGCACGAGUCAAAGGUUCCCUAUGGCGUCCAGAACGCAGCUCCCAAGGGACUCGAAGAGGCUCUCCCCGACAGUGUCCACAACACCGAUCCUACCAAGGACAACAAGAACAUCUCUCAUGCCACUGGACCCUCGAAAGUUCCCGGAGCUAUCCAGAAGGCUGCUCCAGAGGGACUCGAGCGAGCCCUCCCUGAGUCUAUCCACCCUACCAAUAAAUUCAAAGCCAUAUGA
Kockovaella imperatae is the source of this 282-nucleotide messenger RNA. RefSeq lists its product as hypothetical. The record is from RefSeq and is a predicted model, not a curated record. The coding region runs from base 1 to 282 and encodes 93 amino acids. The transcript is spliced from 3 exons. Lineage: Eukaryota; Fungi; Basidiomycota; Tremellomycetes; Tremellales; Cuniculitremaceae.